UGAAAAGUCCGUCUGAUUUGUCAAAAUGACGGACAUAUUACGUUGCCCGAGUUGCAGUAUGACUUUUAAAUCUUCGCUAUUACUUGAAAAACACAGAGAGAAGUUCUGUAUUGGUUCAGACACUGGAAAAGUAAGAGAAACGCGGACACCCCAGGACAUGCUUGACAGACUGAAAAAAUCAAAAAGAAGCAAUGAUGAGCAUACUAAGGAGACAAGUAAUUAUAAAAUGACACUCACCGAUCACAGAUUCUUGGAUUCAAGUGAGAAAACUGAUUUUGAAAAAAUUAAUAGAAAUACCAGAUUAGAUCCUGCACCCGAUAGUGAAACUCAUCUACGUUAUCUUGCCGAUGCUCACAGCAAGCAAAUCAAUGAAAUUUUAUCACAAAAUAAACUUUUGGAGAAGCAAAGAGAUGAUAUUGUGCAGCGGCUGAAUGAAAUAACUGCUGAAAGUCGGAAUACAGGUUAUCUAGAAAAAAUGAUAAGACAUUUGAAUGCUCAAGAACAAAAGAAUGAGCAGCUUCUAAGUACCAUGAAACAACAAAUAGAUCUCCUGCAAGUUGGAGCAAUGAAAAGGGGAAUUCUAAGCAGACACAGUGGAUCCCCAGGCUCUCGAAAAGCAGAAAAAGGACUACCCUCUUUUCAUCAGCCUUUUGUUCCAUUUUAUGGGGGAGGAACUUUAUCUUCUGAAAUCAGUGCACUGCGCAUGAACUAUUUGCAAAAUGGGGGAAACGAUCAGAUAAUCUUGGCACAUUUACAAGACCUUUUGACUGAAGCACAGCUCAUAGAACAAAAAGAAAAAAAUGCCCGAACGAUACGGAAGAAAACUAAAAACGAACAUGGUGGUAUGAAAUGGCAUUUGAAUGAAAAAUUAAUUACACUUGAAAUUGAAAAUCAGCAAUUAGAAGAUGAACUUUUCAGAUUUCAACUUCAAAGACCGAAGAAUAACAGGAUUCCCAAGACAACAAAUAGAGAUUUUGAAAAGGGUCUGCAGUUUCCCCGAUUCAUGAAAGAACCACCCUACCAAAAUAUAAAGACCCUAAAUGCUGAACUGGAAGUCCUAAAGCAGGAACUGGAAGUUCAAAAACUAAAACGUCGUCUAAAAACCUCUGUUACUCACCUAGCCAAACCUCGAAUGGAAAAAGUCAUUCCAGUGGAAUUAAACAAACCUGACUCCCCCAAUCUUGGUAAACAGUAUUUAAACUUCAAUCAUGGUCUGGAGCCAGCACCGUAUGACCCCAUUGCUGGCUUUGUGGUAUUUUAUGACUUUCUCCUUGGCCUUGAUCCAUCUUAUCGAGUAUGCAGAAUGGCUGUGAGUCUCUGCAGUGGGGGGCAGGAGAUGGGAAAUCCUUCAGUCCUCCCUCCCAUUUAUUGUGAGGCUGCUUUUUCCAAGUUCCAUGACAACAAGAGGCAGAAUAUUGCUAUUUUGGCUACAAAGCAGGCUGUUCCCAGAGUACGUCCUUCUCCAAGUAUUUCCUUAAUAAUUGAACUUCAGGCAUCUGGUGGUUAUGAUCCUUAUGGGCAAGAAGUCAGCCGUCUAAUACCUCGAGGAUGGGUAAAAGUAGACACCUUUGACUACCAGAACAGAGUUAUCAGUGGGCAAUGGAAAGUUCCAAUUCGUAUACUUCCUGUGAAACCAUCACUCACUACAGGGGCCUUAAACGGUGUGCCUCAGCUGGAAAAUGCAGAGUUGUACUUUCGCCUCGUUAAUGCAAGGGAUGCCGACAUACAGAGCACUUAUCCUAUUCACAUCAACAACUCAGUAUGCUAUAAAUACCCAUCACUGACUGUGGCCUAUUUCCACCCAGAGGAGGUUGUUCUUCCGUCUCCUUACUAUAGUCCCUCACAUUUUUUUCCAAACAUGCAUCCCAUCUAUGGGGACAAUGUGGAUUCCCCUCCUUCCAGGGAUAGAAUAAUGACCCACUGAAAUGAAUUUAAUCUGCAUUGAUAACGACUUGACCAUCUUCUGCCAAUAAUGUUGUAAUUUUGUGUUUGCAAAAAAUAUUUCCAAUAUGAAUU
This is a messenger RNA of Nanorana parkeri, 2016 nucleotides long. Its product is annotated as coiled-coil domain-containing protein 17-like. The coding region runs from base 26 to 1924 and encodes 632 amino acids. Lineage: Eukaryota; Metazoa; Chordata; Amphibia; Anura; Dicroglossidae. The transcript has 13 exons. The record is from RefSeq and is a predicted model, not a curated record.